Cokeromyces recurvatus is the source of this 1199-nucleotide messenger RNA. RefSeq names its product major facilitator superfamily domain-containing protein. The transcript has a single exon. Gene Ontology annotation, biological process: transmembrane transport. The coding region runs from base 16 to 1137 and encodes 373 amino acids. Gene Ontology annotation, molecular function: transmembrane transporter activity. The record is from RefSeq and is a predicted model, not a curated record. Lineage: Eukaryota; Fungi; Mucoromycota; Mucoromycetes; Mucorales; Mucoraceae.
GUGUAUAUAGGUGUUAUGCAGGAUUACUAUGAACAAAAUAUGUUUCAAAAUAUUCCUAAUGCUGCAGUGAAUCUUAGUUUUGUUGGAACAAUAUCAAUGGUUUGUAUGAACGUCUCUAGUCCCAUUAUUCAAAUCUGUGUUUCUAUUUUUGGUCUUCGAUGUAUUUUAAUCGUGGGUACUAUUUUUGUUGGACUUGGUCUUGAAAUGGCUGGAUUUAGUAGUCAAAUAUGGCAUUUAUAUAUUACUCAAGGUGCAAUUUUUGGUAUUGGAGCAUCUAGUAUAUAUGUAGCUAUCAUGAGUGUUGCACCACAAUGGUUUACAAGACGUAGAGGUUUGGCUCUUGGAAUGAUUGCUAGUGGAUCUGGUAUUGGAGGUUUAAUUAUACCUUUUAUUAUGACUUCAAUCAACAGUAGUCUUGGUUCCAGUUGGACAUAUCGGAUUCUUGGAUUCAUUUGUUUAGCUUGUGAUAUCAUUGCUUGUAUUACCGUCAAGGAAAAGAAACCUUCCUCUGUUAAACUUAGAAAGAAACUGUCUCAAAUAAUCAAUUUUUCUGUUCUUAAAAAUACAAAUUAUGUUCUUUUUGCUGUUGCUUCUAAUAUUGGCUUAUUUGGAUAUUUUAUUCCUUAUUUUUUUAUACCUUCGUAUGCUACAUACCUCGGCCUUUCGAAUUCUCAAGGUUCUGCUCUAGUUGCUGUUACUGCUGCUUGCAACUUUGUUGGACGCAUCAUUACCGGAUUCCUUGCUGAUAAAAUUGGAAAGAUUAACACAAAUUUAUUAUUUACUUUUAUUACUUCUCUAAGUUGUUUCCUUAUCUGGACUUUUGCUGAAUCAUAUGGUUCACUUAUGGGGUUUUCAACUGUCUUUGGUCUUACAAGUGGCUCAUUCUUUGCCUUACUUUCUCCUAUUACUGCAUAUCUUCUUGGUAUGGAACAAUUUCCUUCUGGCUUAUCUCUAUUACUUCUGACAAAUGCUAUUCCUGUCUUUGGUCCUAAUAUUGCUAGCGCUAUAGAAGCUAGUGUCAAUUCUUCACCUUUCUUUAGUUACAAAAUGUUUGCUGGUGUUGCUUAUUUGUUAUCUACCAUAUUACUUGUCUUUCUCAAAUUGAAAUUUAAUCGUAAUAUCUUUGCAAAGGUUUAAAUAACGUAAUAUACACAUCCCUAUUAAUACAGAAAAAUAAACAUUUAUAGAUCUUUCAUUUA